AUGAGUACGACGACUCGAUUAGCACACACACAGCGUAGACAAGGCAGGCGUGUCAAGGACUUUUUCGACGACAAUACCUUUGAAUUCGCUGCCAAAAGCCGCCUGCCGAUGGGAUUUUUCCAGGAUCUGGAUGUGCUUCAGGACAAGAUGGAAGAAAUCAGGCAAGAACCUGGGGAGGAAGAGGCUGGUAAAAAGGAGCAGGAGCGAUCAUCAUCUCGGCUUGAGGAACAAAUGCAGUUGCUGAACUCUGUGAGGAAACUCGAGAGUAAACUGGCGCAAAUGAAGUCCAAACUGGCCGAGUCAACACAACACACACCCGUCCGAACCGAGCCCCCACCACGUCCUCCUGAGGUGGUUUUGUCGAGGGAUGACUAUAAGGCACUGGUCGACUUGUACUUCUAUACCAACCACAGCCGAUUCGACCCUGAGUCACCAGAUAUCUCUCCAACGCCAGUGCUGCUCGAAGAUUAUGCAUUCAAAUUGUCAGAGGACUUCGCUCCACCGCAAGCCUUUGCUGAGUUCUACAACGACGAUGAAGACUUCAGAUCGCCGUUAAAAGAGGUAGAGGAAAGACUGCUUUCCCGACAACUCCGGGAAGUCAAGGUCACGCAGGAUUUUGUUGAUCUUUUGCUGGACAACCACUCUAGCAACGCGGAGCUAUUCAAAGCGUACAAACGACUUCCGCAGCCUGGUAUGGCAUUCCUGCCUCGAGGCAUAAUCAGGAUCUUCUUACAACGCAUGGCGACUCCAUGGCAGAAGAGCGAAAAAUCGAUGAUCCGCUACCUCUCACUGAUCGACGAUGCGCAACGGGCAGAUGUACCAGUCACUCGAGCUGAAUGGGCUUCGGCGAUCUAUCUAGCUGGACGAUCAUUCGCCAAGGUCACUCAAUCAGAAGUCAAUGCCGCCUUUCAAAUAUGGAGACGGAUGGAGACCGAGGCCGGUGUCAAGUCUCAUCAUGUCACUCUCAAUAUCCUCUUCGACAUUGCGGUCCGAGCCAACAAAUUUCCUCUGGCCCAGAUGGUGCUCAAGGAGAUGCACGACCGUGGACUUCGACUGAACCGACUCGGUCGCGUCAGUGUCAUCUAUUACCAUGGCCUGCGAGCCGAUGGAGAUGGUGUUCGAAAAGCCUAUCGAGAUUUUGUGGAUGCCGGUGAGAUUAUUGAUACGUUGGUGUUGAACUGCGUGAUUGCAUCUUUAUACAACGCACAAGAACCAACGGCUGCGGAGCAGAUAUAUGAACGCAUGAAGAGUCUUCAACAAAAUCUGCGGCGAGGGAAGAGAGACGACGGUCAGACUGUCUUAUAUAGACGCUAUCCGUUGCCCGGAGGGGAAGUGAUCGAGCAUGAACUAGCAGCAAACCACCUCAAGAGGGUGUUGCUGAAUGCCUCGAGAUUGAAGGAUAUUCUUCCCGAACACCACCAACAGCUACAGGACUCAAUGCCACUGACGCCUGAUCAUGUCACUUACCGCACCAUGAUCUCUUACCAUGUCAAUGUCUCUGGAAAUCUAAAUCGAAUCACAGUCUUGCUCGAAGAGAUGAAUAGUCUCUUCAACCUACCUAUGCAAAGCAUAUUUUUUCAGUUGUUGUUCAAGGGAUUUGCCAUGCAUGGAGCUACUAGAGAUCCUGACGCGUCCUGGAACAAUCAACGCCUCGAUCUUGUCUGGAAAGCAUGCCAAGACGCCAUCAGAGCCGGUCAAGCAGCUACAAGGGGCAAAUUCUCCAGAGACACUGAUGCCACGCUACCUACAUCCGAGGCGAUCGAGCGAAACCUUGAGGACACGUCUGAACACACGCGACCGACACCUUUGAAGAAGCUGAGCACAUGGAACGAGUUUGUUCUAGAUCUGGCCGUGUUUCCUCGAGAACGGCGCAAACACAUUGAGCGCGUUCACGCCGAGCUUUUCGACGAGGAAGAAGAACAGAAACGGGCCUUGUUCAAGUCGUCAUCCUCAUCAUACACCAGUAAACAGUCUCUUCCACAUACUCAAGAGACGUACUACCCUCUCGGCGAGGCGAGUCUCGAUCAAGAAGAAGGUGAAUACGUUUUGCCAUCGCCCAGUCAAGUGAUUGAUCCUGCGUUUGAACAGCACCGACAGGACGAACCGUGGCUCGACACGGAGCAAAGGAGUGACUGUUACGGAGAACAUGAGGAGCAGCGCUAUGAUGGACGAGAUCAAGACGGUGAUUAUGAUCAUGACCAUGAUCAGGAGCAGGUGCAAGACCACGAGGUUCCGGACGAGCGCGACACGAAACCCAUCUCCAUUACGUCAAAGCACCAAGUCCAAGCGACGAGACCGUUGAUAUGUUGGCUCCUGCGCGCUUACACGGUUUGUACCGGCGACCGGACGAAAGUCGAACAAGUCUGGGCUAGUGUUCGUCGGCUGUGGAAGACGCAGGAUCCGAAUGAUCGAGAAAAUGUGUCGAGGGUGCUGAGAAGGUGUCUAAGGGAUUGUGAUCGGUUUGGGCCACCGUUGUGA
Messenger RNA from Exophiala spinifera, 2478 nucleotides. RefSeq lists its product as uncharacterized. The transcript has a single exon. The record is from RefSeq and is a predicted model, not a curated record. Gene Ontology annotation, molecular function: protein binding. Bases 1 to 2478 code for a protein of 825 amino acids. Lineage: Eukaryota; Fungi; Ascomycota; Eurotiomycetes; Chaetothyriales; Herpotrichiellaceae.